AAGCAAAAACAAAAAAGUCACUGUCAUCUUCAACUUACAUUGUUUCCAGCUCGGGUUUAGCGACUUCACCUUCGCCGUUCGCAUCGCAGGUGCCAUCGCUUCUCAGCCUCCACCCGUGACGGCGCAACCACCCUAUCCGGCGACCCCGUCGUCACACAGAAACAACUCAUUGUACUAGACAAGGGAGAUAUUAUGGCUGCACAUUCCGAUUCGGGUUCAUCAGGGAAGAAAUCAAGCAAUGGAGUGAAUGAGUUGCUAACUUUUAAUACUGAGAAUAUGCAAAGCAACAUGAAAAUUAUCUAUUACAGCCGAACAUUUUUAUCUAUAAUUGGUGGAGUUGUUGCUGGUAUUUUGGGAUUUACAGCCUUGUAUGGAUUUGUCUUUUACUUACUUCUCAUGGGAGUUACUUCGCUUGGGCUCGUUGCCAAAGCAAAAUUUUCAAUCCACUCAUACUUCGACUCCUGGAAUCGAGUGCUACUUGAUGGCUUUCUGGGUGGUCUAAUGUCGUUCGUGCUGUUCUGGACAUUUGCAUAUGACAUUGUUCACAUAUUUUGAUGGAUGGAAUGCGCAAAGUUUCAAGGCAAUUUUUGCUUUGAUGCUACUACCGAUCCUUUUCCAGAUUGCAGCUGCACCCUCCAAUUCGUAGAUAACUGUCAUGAUGUUCGCUUAUUUAAACGUUGUGAUCUUUACUAUCAUUAUCAUUUUGUAAUUCAAAAUAGAAUCUCAAGUGGGAAGGAUGAAAGACUCCGUCCCUCUUUGUGGCAGUGAAAUUAACCUCUAGGUUACUUAUUACUGUUCUUGAUACUUUGUGAUGUAGAUUGCAAUUUUGCCAAUUUUAUUCAACAUUCUGAUUAGCUUUA
This is a messenger RNA of Lotus japonicus, 860 nucleotides long. RefSeq lists its product as uncharacterized. Gene Ontology annotation, cellular component: membrane; endoplasmic reticulum; EMC complex. Lineage: Eukaryota; Viridiplantae; Streptophyta; Magnoliopsida; Fabales; Fabaceae. The coding region runs from base 193 to 555 and encodes 120 amino acids. The record is from RefSeq and is a predicted model, not a curated record. Gene Ontology annotation, biological process: protein folding in endoplasmic reticulum; autophagosome assembly. The transcript has 5 exons.